Messenger RNA from Dermatophagoides farinae (American house dust mite), 950 nucleotides. Its product is annotated as WD repeat domain-containing protein 83. Gene Ontology annotation, biological process: mRNA splicing, via spliceosome. Gene Ontology annotation, molecular function: protein binding. The record is from RefSeq and is a predicted model, not a curated record. Gene Ontology annotation, cellular component: catalytic step 2 spliceosome. Lineage: Eukaryota; Metazoa; Arthropoda; Arachnida; Sarcoptiformes; Pyroglyphidae.
CUUGAUAUGAAUUCAUGAAUUGAGCGUGGUUCAACAAUUGAUUGUAAAAAAUGAAUUUAUCAUACCAAAUUGAACAUUCAUUUGAUUGUAAUCAAGGUGCUAUCCGUAAAGUUGCACUAAAUGUUGAUGGCGAAUAUUGUCUCACUUGUGGAAGUGAUAAAACAAUAAAACUAUGGAAUCCGCGAAAACAAUUAUUGUUGAAAACCUAUUCUGGUCAUGGUUUCGAAGUGAUGGAUGUUGAUUGUUCUUGUGACAGUAGUCAAUUAGUGUCCGGAAGUCAUGAUAAAACAAUCAUACUAUGGGAUGUGACAACAGGUCAACCGAUGCGUCGUUUGCGUGCACAUAUCGCCGUCAUCAAUGUUGUUCGAUACAAUGAAGAUUCAAGCCUGUUCAUUUCUGGCUCAUUAGAUGGAACGGUAAAGAUAUGGGAUGGAAAAAGUAAUUCACGAGAACCGAUUCAGGUUCUCGAUGAAGCCAAAGAUAGUAUAUCGUAUUUAUCCGUGACAGAUCAUGAAAUUGCUACGGCUUCAUUAGAUCACCAUUUAAGACGAUAUGAUAUACGUAAAGGAAUCAUGGAAGCCGAUAAUUUACAUUCAUCAUUAACAUAUGUAAAUUUUACUAACGACAGUCAAUGUAUGCUUGUCAGUGGUAUGGGUAAUCUAUUGAAACUUUUGGACAAAUCAAGUGGCCAAAUCCUAGCAUCUUUUGAAGGGCAUGUUAAUCAAAAAUAUCGAAUCGACAAUGGUUUCCUUGAUAAUGAUUCAUUAAUUGUAUCUGGAUCGGAAGAUGGAAACAUUUAUAUUUGGUCGUUACUUGAGGGUAAAAUUGUAGCCAAAUUGGCGCAUUUACAAAAAGUGAUACAUACAUUUGCCAUACAUCCGACCGAAAUGGAAUUGAUUAGUGGUGCCGAAAACAAAGUCCAUGUUUGGCGAAUCACCAAAACAAGUUGA